Paramuricea clavata is the source of this 674-nucleotide messenger RNA. NCBI's taxonomy places the organism in Eukaryota, Metazoa, Cnidaria, Anthozoa, Malacalcyonacea, Plexauridae. The record is from the annotation of a GenBank genome assembly.
AUGGCUUCUCGUGGAUUACUUUGUCAGCCUGCAAAGCCAAAGCGAAUUCUGAUAUUUUUCAGUGUUGACCAGACAACGGCUGUUCUGGAGACGACAAAAGUAAAACAUGCAAUUAAAGGUGACGUGGUCCAAGAGGGAGCAACUGUGCUUGUGGAAUUCGGGAAGGAGAACUUCGAAGCAAGUGUGAUCAAGCUACAUGGUAAAUAAAAAACUAAACUUUCCCGUUCAGUUCUAACUACUGUUAGGCACUAAUAGGCAAAAUAUUCGCUUAUAUAUCAAGUUGCAAAUUCCGGUGACAGUAAACAUUUUUAUUUGGCUUUAAUCAGGGCCCUAGGGGGCUUUCCUUUCACUUGCAAGAGCAGCUGGAACACCGCUAGUAUUAUUUACAACUUAAUACAUUGCAUUUUCUUCUGUAUUAUAUAGAUGAUCCUAGCGUUCUAGUAGAAGCAGAGACGGACUUUUUAAUUCAGAUGUUUGGGAAUGAAAAUCAAGAAGUGACUGUUGACAAGGAAAAUAUGCCACCGACUACGCUGACAACUGGGAAAGAGACACAAGGAAAUAACACGAAGGCAACUUCUGUAUCGUCAAAGCCAAAGGCUCGGCCAAAGGAAGUAAGAAAACGAAUGAAAUCCAAAGAAUUAUCUGAUCAGUCAAAGGCAAAAAGACCAAAGACG